This is a messenger RNA of Triticum dicoccoides, 3463 nucleotides long. Its product is annotated as ATP-dependent DNA helicase PIF1-like. Gene Ontology annotation, biological process: DNA replication. NCBI's taxonomy places the organism in Eukaryota, Viridiplantae, Streptophyta, Magnoliopsida, Poales, Poaceae. The record is from RefSeq and is a predicted model, not a curated record. The transcript has 9 exons. The coding region runs from base 1118 to 2023 and encodes 301 amino acids. Gene Ontology annotation, cellular component: replication fork.
UUGCGUGUGCGUAGGAUUUUUUUUUUGAAAUUACUACGUUCCCCAACAAUAGCAUGGAGCAAUCAAAAAUUAUAGAUACGUUGGAGACGUAUCAAUAUUCUGGUCGUCUUUAUCACACCUUUAAAGAGGCUUGUUCCGCGCGUGGUUUGUUAGGAGAUGAUAACGAGUGGUACAUAGCGUUUGAUGAAGCGGUUGUCUGGGGGUUUGGGAAUCGACUUAGAGAGUUGUUUGUGACUAUGCUCAUGCACUGUUCUAUCAGGGAUGAGAUGGGUUUCUUCGAACGUUACUGCGUUAGCAUGUAUGAUGAUAUCCAGCAUAGGUAGCGGCAUGCCCUGGGUAAUCCAAACUAUGUUGUUCCUCCUAAAAGAUUAAGAAAUAUGCUUCUUAACGAGUUGGUCGACAUUUUCUUGAAACAUGGUUCUGAUAUAAGAAGUUUUAACUUGCCAUCUCGCUCUAGCGAAGGUGAGCAGUCUGAUGAUAAUCGCCUUAUUCGUGAGGAACUGUCUUAUGAUGCAUGUGCUCUGUCUAAACAGUCCUUGGUUAUGUUUGCCAGUUUAAAUGAGGACCAGUUGGUUGCUUAUAAGACAAUUGUAGAGUGUGUGAAGGCGGGGAAAUCGGGCUUUUUUGUCUCUGGGUAUGGUGGUACUGGGAAGACUUACCUGUGGAGUGCAAUAUGUGAUUUCCUUAGGGGCGAGAGGAAGAUAGUGCUUACUGUUGCGUCGUCGGGCAUUGCGUCACUGUUGUUGCCUGGUGGUAGAACUGCUUAUUCUCGCUUUAAGAUACCUAUUCUUCUUGAAGAUAAUACGCAAUGUGAUAUUAAAAGAGGCUCUAAGCUUUAUAAGUUGCUGAUGGUAUCUUCGCUUGUUAUUUGGGACGAGGCGCUUAUGACACACAGGAAAUGCUUUAGGCUGUAGAUAGAACUUUGCAUGAUGUCCUCUCUGUGGCUAAUCCAGAUCUUGCGGAUAUUCCAUUCGGUUGAGUAGUGAUGGUCUUGGGUGGUGACCUUAGACAAAUCUUACCAGUCGUUGAGGGAGGUACUAGGCCUCAGAUCAUUGAUGCAGCAAUCACAAAUUCUCCGUUGUGACGUUCUGUUCAGAAAUUGUCGCUUUCUAUUAACAUGCGCUUGGCUGUGCAUGGUGCGGAUACCCAGGCGCAGAAGGAUGUUGCCUUAUUUAGCAGAUGGGUGCUAGAUCUUGGGGAAGGGAAGUUGCCUCUCACAAGGCGAGGUGAUGAAGUUGAGGCUUCUUGGAUACAGAUACCGGAUGACCUUUUGGUUUGUACAUCUGGUGAUCCAAUAGCUGCUAUUGUUUCUUCUGUCUACGGUGAUUUUUUGCUUAACUACUUGAACUCUGGUUACUUGCAAGAGAGAGCCAUUUUAGCCCCUACCAACGACCAUGCUGAGGACAUUAAUGAUUAUAUUCUUACAUUGGUUCCUACUGAAAGCAGAGACUAUUUGAGUGCUAAUUCUAUUGACGGUUCUGCAGAUUCUGUUAGGGACAAAGAUGUUUACUAUCCAGUCGAGUACCUGAAUGCAACUAAAAUUAUAAAUUUCCCAAAUCAUAGGCUGACUCUUAAGGUUGGUGUUCCGAUUAUGCUUCUUAGAAACCUGAGACGGGCAAAUGGUUUGUGUAACGGUACACGGCUAAUUGUAAAAGAAUUAGGUGAUCAGCUUAUCAAAGCUGUCAUUAUGACUGGCUCACAUGUGGGUGAUACCGUUUAUAUCCCCAUGAUUGAAUUAUUGGGAAAGAAGGGAAAUGCGCCCUUUGUGCUUAGACGUCGCCAGUUUCCUGUUCAUGUAUGCUAUGCCAUUGCAAUUAAUAAGAGCCAGGGACAGACCCUAUCUGUUGUUGGUAUAUAUCUUAAGGGUCCUGUUUUUACGCAUGGGCAGCUGUAUGUGGCAGUGUCUCGUGUUAUGUCAAGGGCUUCUUUGAAAAUCCUUAUAUUAGAUGCUGAUGGCAAAUGCGGCUCUGAGACCAAGAACAUUGUUUUCCCUGAGGUCUUCCCGGCCACAGGAAUGACCUAGGUUUGUUGUGUAUGAUGGUAGUCUUCAUUUUGGUAGGUUUUGGCAUGCUUUUAUGAGGUUGAUGAUAUUUUGGGUGGCGACAUAUAUUGUUGGUUGAAUAAAUAUGUGGUCUCAUGUGAUGGUUGUGUUUUGGUGCUGAUACUUUUGUUGUAGACGGCGAUGGUUGAUCUGCAGGCUCUUGUUGUGGGGAACAAGAACUUGACCAUCCGUGUGUGUGUUUCGAGUGUGUGGCAGCAUCGUGGGUCCACUUAUAACGGUCCUAUCAAACACACUGACAUGGUCCUUUUGGAUGCCCAGGGCAAUCACAUGUAUGUUGAGAUUGGUGAGAAGCUUGUGCCUAAGUUCAAUUGAAACAACCACAUCCAUGUUGUUUCUUGGCAGGGCAACCAUACCUAUGCUGAGAUUGGUUCCUGAGCUCCUUUAUAGGUCUCUUGCUGUGAAACUUGUGGUUAGCAUGCCUUUCAAGCAUUCAAUUCUUGUGAGGGUGGAGCUGGAGAAGGCGGGGCGUCAGAGCAGAGCCAGUUGCAGCGUCCACGAUCUCCUCGGGCAUGGACAAUCCCACCAGAUUGACCAUGUUGCGGGCUUUGGUCAGCGGUGUGUGUGCCCAGUGGUUGGAGCACACUAAAGUGGAGGAACAGUGUUGUCGUCAACUAUGGAUUCAGAUCCUGAGAGUUCUGUCAGGACAGGGUGAGACACUGAGGCAAAAGGCAAAUUUAUCUUAUGAUAUUAUGAGUCUUGGGGAUUAUAAGUGCCAUUCAACUGUUCACUCUCAUGAGAAAGACGGGUUGGCGCUUACUGAUGCAACAACCAAUGCAAACAGGUUUGAACCGUCCGUGCCUACUGUUGCCCCAACGACUGUGGGCAAGAAAGGUCUGGAAGAAGCAGAACCCUUUACUAGGAACAAGGACGUCUUUUGGUGACCUAAGCCUUUUGGAAACAAGUUUUGUAAAUGGAUGGUUUUUUAUCAGUAUAGAUGUACUAUAGAUUCCUCUACUUGAGCUCCGGCUCGCAGGCACAUAUUGCCAAAUCAUUUGGUUGCUUCAGAUCUAUGGUGACUGUUAUCACAACAAUGUCACUGUCCAUCCAGACUGUCGGGCUACUUGGAGACAGACUGCCUUUUAGUAAGGUGCACACCUUCCAAGUGUAUAUCCUGGACUUGGUGCCUGGAGGUGAAAUGAGUAAAUCGAUCAGCUGACCUGCAACAACCUUCAAAAUACUUUCGCCCCUUGUGUUUUAGUUUCAGUCAAGGCGAUAUCCAUGUGUAGAGGGUCAUAAAGCUUCAGUGCCCUGGUUAUUUUGUUUGUAUAUAUGUAAAUGAGCUUUGCAAUCUGUUGACGUCUGCACGUUCAUGCUCUGUAGUCUAUCAGCAAAUGUACUCAUGAACCUCAUCCAUGUCAAUGUGCCUGCUUGGGCCUGUGAUCAAUGUGUGAUGUCGUUAUG